Molecule: messenger RNA, 1611 nt
Organism: Coregonus clupeaformis (lake whitefish)
Lineage: Eukaryota; Metazoa; Chordata; Actinopteri; Salmoniformes; Salmonidae
Product: PRA1 family protein 3
Exons: 3
Coding region: 37-708 (223 amino acids)
Biological process (GO): negative regulation of transport
Cellular component (GO): membrane
Source: RefSeq, a predicted model, not a curated record
GGGUGGUACUUCGAAAGCUAUCGCGAGAAACGGAAGAUGAUUUCUUUAGUGACUUUUGAGUCUGAUUUUCUGUUUGCUGUAGCCUACAACAAGCCUGGUCAUUAUAUUUUACACUCUUCAUACAGGAGCCAAAUGGCUAGGGUAGAACUCACACCGCUGAGACCUUGGGACGAUUAUUUCCCAGGUUCCGAAAGAUUUGCUAAACCAGACGCGAGAGAUUUACCUAGAUGGAACAACAGGGUUGUCAACAACUUGCUUUACUAUCAGACAAACUAUUUUGCGAUGGCUAUCAUUGUUUUCCUUAUUGUGGGGUUCCUCAACCCUAUGGGGAUGUUCAUGGGCAUGGCGGUGGUGUCGCUGGUCUUCCUGGGUUCAGUGUGGGCUGGAGAGAAUAAGGCCAUGGUCAAGGACUUUAAGAGGCAGAACCCCACAUUAUUUGUCAUGGCAGUGAUGGUCGCCAGCUACUUUCUUAUGUCUCUCUUCGAUGGCGUCAUGGUCUUCAUGUUUGGGAUCACAUUUCCUAUUCUCUUGAUCUUUGCACACGCCUCACUUCGCCUUCGCAACAUGAAGAAUAAACUGGAGAAUAAGAUUGAGGGGGCGGGGCUGAAGAAGUCGCCAAUGGGUAUUCUACUGGAGGCGCUGGGCCAGCAGGAAGAGAGCCUGCAGAAGAUCCAGGAAUUCCUAGAGGGUAAACCCAAGGAAGGAUAAGAACUCUACACAGAAAACAAACAACACACACGCCACAGUCCCUGUGUUGUUGUAGGUCCCCUAUCAGCCUCCCUGGCCUCUGAUGAAUGGAAACGCAUUCCUUUGCACACCCCCUUUAAUGUGCAGUCUCAAUGCAUUCAGUCAAUGUUGGAAAGAAAUGAUUGUAAUACAUGUUUGAAAACUUCAGCUACAAACCGUAUAGCCUAUCUCACAUGCAGGUGUAUGUGUGUUUGUUGGUUUAGCCCAGAGAACAUGUGUUGAAAACCCAAGCUUUAGUUUUACUUCAGGAUAUUUGUUACUCCACCCAGAACUUCUCAGAACACUUCUUUCAAGUUGUGAUGACAGCAUCUCGAUACUGUCUCACAUCCUUGCUAUGCAAUUUUGCAAACAAGUUGCAAAUUAGUAUUCCUUCUUGAAUGUAUUUAUUGUGUGUGUAGGUGGGCAAAUGUUUUGAAAUCCCAUAUGCAAUAUUUACACAACCUAUUUAUACUUUGUGACUUUUGUAAAUAUAACGAGUGAAAACAUUUUGGUGUUAAAAGCACAACUGUUACCUGACAGAUUGAGGUCACCUGGUUUGAAAAAAAUAAACAAACAGAACUAUGUUUUAUUGAAUUCAAAUUAAGCAGUAGUGAAUUCUCUCUGAAGUGUAUUGAUGCAAACAUUGCAAUAUGAAACAUUCUGAUUUGUGGAGAGUAGAACAUUAUUACCUUUAUUUCUAAGCUUUACUGCCUUUCUUAUUGGCUACCGUUCUCAACAAAGGAUCUGAAGGUAAAUCUAUGCUUAAUUAUUUUCAAUUAAGAGAAACAACUGACAGGCUUGCCUAUGAAUGAGAGGUUGUGAAAUCACUAUGGAUUAUUAGUUAUUAAUUAUUGUGUCAAAUAAAUAUGUCACUGCCAAACUAUU